AUGCUUGCUAGAUCUUUCCUAUCCAUGCAGAGAAAAUCCUUUGCUAGAGCAUUCUCCACUGCCAACAAGAACUAUGACAUCACUGUCAUUGGAGGAGGCCCAGGAGGAUACGUCGCUGCUAUUAAGGCUGCCCAGCUUGGCUUCAAGACUGCCAUCGUUGAGAAGAGGGGUACCUUAGGAGGAACAUGCUUGAACGUCGGAUGUAUUCCUUCAAAAGCACUUCUUAACUCAUCCCACAAAUAUGAAGAUGCUGUCCAGCACUUUGCUGAAUAUGGAGUCUAUGCUGACAAUGUCAGAUUUGAUCUCGACCAAAUGAUGAAGCAGAAGGAAUCUGCUGUCAAGGGACUGACUCAAGGUAUCGAAUUCCUCAUGAAGAAGAAUAAGGUCGAUUACUACAAGGGAUGGGGUAAAUUUGCUGAUGCUAAUACCAUCUCUAUUGACCUUAACGAGGGAAAGACUGAAUCUAUUAGCUCAAAGAACACCAUCAUUGCUACUGGAAGUGAGCCAUCCCCUCUUCCUGGAGGUGGCCUCAAGAUCGAUGAGAAGAGAGUCAUCAGUAGUACUGGAGCAUUAUCGCUCAAUGAAGUGCCAAAGAAAUUGGUCUUAAUCGGUGGAGGAGUUAUCGGACUCGAAAUGGGAAGCGUUUACAGCAGACUUGGAUCUGAAGUUAUCGUUGUUGAAUUUAUGGACAGGAUCAUGCCUACUUUCGAUAAAGAGAUCUCAAGAACAUUCACUAAUAUCCUUAAGAAGAGAGGAUUCAAGUUCAUGUUUGGCACCAAGGUCCUUGGAGGAGACGUUAGAGAAGAUGGUGUCACCCUUAACAUGGAGAGUGUUAAUGGAGACAAGUUAGACCCUCUUGAUGCUGAUUAUGUCCUCAUUGCUACUGGAAGAAGACCAUUUACUGAAGGACUUGGUCUCGAAAAUAUUGGUGUUACUCCAGAUAGAUUAGGUAUGAUUGAAGUAAACGAUCACUUUGCUACUGUCACUCCUAACGUUUAUGCCAUUGGAGAUGUUAUCAGAGGACCAAUGCUUGCACAUAAAGCUGAAGAGGAAGGAGUCUGUGUUGUUGAAAACCUGAAGGGACUAGUGGGCCAUGUCAACUACGAUGCCAUCCCAGGAGUAGUGUACACUCAUCCUGAGAUUGCUACUGUUGGAAAAACUGAGGAAGAACUAAAGGGAGAAGGAGUUAAAUAUGCUGUAGGAAAGUUCCCAUUCUCAGCUAACAGCAGAGCCAGAACUAAUAGCGAGCCAGAUGGACUUGUUAAGGUAUUGACUGAGAAAUCUACUGACAAACUUUUGGGAGUCCAUAUCAUUGGAAGCAAUGCUGGAGAAUUGAUUGCUGAAGCAGUUGUUGGUAUGGAGUAUGGAGCAUCUUCUGAAGAUAUUGCUAGAACUUGCCAUGCUCAUCCAACCCUUUCUGAAGCUGUUAAGGAAGCAAUGAUGGCCGCUCAUGACAAGCCUAUCCACAUGUAA
Molecule: messenger RNA, 1473 nt
Organism: Moneuplotes crassus
Lineage: Eukaryota; Ciliophora; Spirotrichea; Euplotida; Euplotidae
Source: the annotation of a GenBank genome assembly